Messenger RNA from Macrobrachium nipponense, 1471 nucleotides. RefSeq names its product 2-amino-3-carboxymuconate-6-semialdehyde decarboxylase-like. Gene Ontology annotation, cellular component: cytosol; cytoplasm. Gene Ontology annotation, biological process: secondary metabolic process. Gene Ontology annotation, molecular function: carboxy-lyase activity; hydrolase activity. The transcript is spliced from 7 exons. The coding region runs from base 191 to 1216 and encodes 341 amino acids. Lineage: Eukaryota; Metazoa; Arthropoda; Malacostraca; Decapoda; Palaemonidae. The record is from RefSeq and is a predicted model, not a curated record.
CAACUCGUCCCGAAAGGAACCGGGCUUCUCGUCGUCAGAGCAGAAGACAAGACGGACACAUCUUAGCUCGUAGCUUCUCUUGUUCCGUUCGAGGUGCGUCAUUGCUACAGAGGGGUGACGAUUAAUUCAUCGCCUGUUCAAUUAUCUUGGAGAUUCGUAAUUAACUGGGAAUCUCGAGGUUCCGAGGACGAUGCCCUUUCUGAAAUUAGAUCUUCACAACCACAUCCUGCCGGAGACCUGGCCUGACCUGAAGGAACGCUACGGCUACGGGGGAUUCAUUCAACUUGACCACAAAGGAUGCUCUGUGCCAGGCAAAGCUAAUAUGGUGAAGGACGGGAAGCUGUUCAGAGUGGUGGACGAGAACUGCUGGAGUCCAUCAGCUCGUAUCAGGGACAUGAAUGACACAGGGAUCACAGUCCAGGCGCUGUCUACCGUCCCUGUCAUGUUCAGCUACUGGGCCAAGCCUGACCACACACUCGAUCUCAGCAGACUCUUAAAUGACGACAUGGCCAAGACAGUGCAGCAAAACCCAAGGAGAUUCGUAGGCCUUGGAACAGUGCCCAUGCAGGCGCCGACGCUAGCAGUCGAGGAACUGAAAAGGCUGAAGGCGGACCUUAAAUUCCCCGGAAUCCAAAUAGGAUCCCACGUCAACGAGUGGAACCUCGACGCCAAGGAGCUGUACCCAGUUUGGAAGACGUGCGAGGACUUGAAUCUGUCAGUAUUCGUGCAUCCCUGGGACAUGGAGAUGGGAGGCAGACACUCCAAAUACUGGUUACCUUGGCUGGUAGGAAUGCCGGCCGAGACAGCGACAGCCAUCUGCAGUAUGCUCAUGGGAAAUGUGCUGGAACAAUUCCCCAAAUUGAAAGUCUGCUUCGCGCACGGAGGGGGCUCCUUCCCGUUCACGGUGGGUCGCAUCCAGCACGGGUACGACGUCCGACCUGACCUCUGUGCCACGGACUGUUGCAGCGGGCCCAGGUCGUACCUUGGGAAGUUCUGGUGCGACAGCCUGGUCCACGACGCAGAGGCGCUGAAACUUCUCCUGAAGGUAGUUGGAGAACAUCGCGUCAUCCUUGGUUCGGACUACCCGUUCCCCCUUGGGGAACACCACCCGGGGAAACUGAUCGAAAACUCAGACUUGCCGGACUCUGUUCAGAAACAAGUCCUCUUCGACAACGCCCUCGAAUUCCUGGGACUUAGCGCCUCGCAGUUCUCCUGAAGACUUCGAGGAAGACUCGGGAUCUCGGAGCCCUCGAGAGGCUGGUUUGGGUUGACCUUGGGUCUUGUCCUGAGAGGCUGACUGAAGAGGAGGAGUAACUCAGUCUUCGAGUGGUCCGACAGAUUAUGACUUUCGAGUGAAAAUCAAAGAUGGAGGAACGUGUAUUUACUUUUGCAAGCUGUAGUUUGCUUCAAGUAUGUUAACUAUUUUACAAAGACUGUGACUUACGAGAUGAAAAUAAAGUGUGUGAUUUAA